AUGGACUCAUUACACCCGCCGCAGCAAAUGGCUGCUCAAAACAACUGCAGGGAAGACCCCAAUGGAAAUAAAAGCACAGAGGUCAAAGUGAGCCCUGCACACUCCGUUCUGGCUUUGAUUGAGGAGGAACCGGAGGAUGCAGACCCAUGGGACAUGCCAGAGCUAAAGGACACAGGGGUCCCUUGGUCAGCUCUGGAUACCAAUGGGAAGGUGUUGAGGGUGUUGGUGUCAGUGGGGAAGUUGAUCCUGCUGCUGGGUUUCCUUUACAUGUUCAUCUGCUCUCUUGACAUCCUCAGCUCAGCUUUCCAGCUUGUUGGAGGUAAAACUGCCGGUGACAUAUUUCAGGACAACACAGUUUUGUCCAACCCUCUAGCUGGUCUGGUCAUUGGUGUGCUUGUCACCCUGCUGGUCCAGAGCUCGUCCACUUCCUCCUCCAUAGUUGUCAGCAUGGUCUCCUCUGGACUGCUAACAGUCCAGGUGGCUGUUCCUAUCAUCAUGGGCACCAACAUCGGCACCUCUGUCACCAACACACUAGUCGCCAUGACGCAGGCUGCUGACCGCAGCACCUUUCGCAGGGCUUUUGCAGGCGCCACAGUGCACGACUUCUUCAACUGGCUCUCUGUGUUGGUGCUGCUGCCUCUUGAGGUUGCCACUGGUUAUAUGUAUGUAGUCACCAAGCUCAUCAUCGACUCCUUUAAAAUUCAGAGUGGAGAGGCCCCAGACCUGUUAAAUGUGAUCACUGAUGUCCUAACGGAGUCAAUUAUACAGUUGGAUGAGUCUGUUAUUACUGAGAUUGCCACCGGACAUCCAGAAGCCAGGAAUAAGAGUCUCAUCAAAAUAUGGUGCCAAACCUUCACAAACACAACCUUAAUGAAUGUUACAGUUCCUGGUCCAGAGAACUGCACAUCUCCUUCUCUCUGCUGGGUUGAUGGCAACUACACCUUCACACAGAAGAACAUUACUGAAACAUACAAUGUCCAGAAAUGUGAGCAUCUCUUUGUGGAUGUGAAUCUGCCAGACCUGGCAGUGGGUCUGAUCUUGCUGGCUCUCUCUUUGCUGGUGCUCUGCUCCUGCCUGAUCCUGAUCGUCAAGCUGCUCAACUCCAUGCUGAAGGGACAGGUGGCUGGAGUCAUCAAGAAGAUCCUUAACACUGAUUUCCCUUUUCCAUUUGGUUGGGUCACUGGUUACAUUGCCCUUUUAGUCGGAGCUGGAAUGACCUUCAUUGUGCAGAGCAGUUCUGUUUUCACUUCUGCUAUUACUCCACUUGUUGGUAUUGGUGUCAUCAGCAUAGAAAGAGCAUACCCAUUGUCUCUGGGUUCAAAUAUUGGCACAACAACCACAGCCAUCCUUGCAGCUAUGGCUAGUCCUGGAGACACACUGGCCAAUGCUCUACAGAUUGCCCUUGUGCACCUCAUGUUCAACGUCUCUGGCAUCAUCCUGUGGUAUCCAAUUCCCUUGACUCGCUUACCUAUCCGGUUGGCUAAAUCCAUGGGCAACAUCACCGCCUCCUACCGCUGGUUUGCUGCUGUCUACAUCAUCAGCUGCUUCUUCAUUUUACCUUUGUUCGUCUUCAGCCUGUCGCUGGCUGGCUGGCAGGUACUGGUAGGCGUGGCUGCACCUCUGGUCCUCAUGUUGAUCAUCAUCAUUGUGAUCAACAUCCUGCAGAAACGGAAACCCAGGUGCCUGCCUGCAGCACUGCGAUCCUGGGACUUCCUCCCUCUAUGGGCCCACUCUCUGGCUCCCUGGGACAAAGUGGUUGGUGUGAUUACUGCCAAAUGCUGUUGCUGCUGCAAAUGCUGCCAGGUUUCUGCUUAUGUUGAAGAACACCGUGAGAAAGCAUCCGUGGAGAAGAACAAGAAACCACACACAGAGGUUUAUGAUAACCCUGCAAUGAGUGCAGAGAAGGAGGUGGAAAAUGAGAUAAAGAUAGAGCUAAAGAUUCUGAAAAUGACCUAGCUUUGAGAUUAUAUAUACAUAUUAACAGUACACAUGUACAUAUAUAUAUGUGUGUGACUAUGUGUGAAUGAUGCAAAGAAAUGCACUGGUCAUGGCACAAAAACCAAACAAAUUUAGGCAAACUCUCUAAUUUCCAUAAUAUUCAUGUUAUUACUCAGAUCCUUUAGUCUGAGAUGGAGUAUUGUUUUUGAGAGAAUUUCAACUCUCAGCGUAUCAAGAGCCAGACAAAAAAAGUAACACAUGCAGGAAAGUGUUGGUCUUUCAGCUGUAUGGUGUUAACUGAUGUGGCCUUUAAAUAAUAAGACUGGCAAUAUUAUUAUUUUUUGUUAUUGUCAACAAAUCCCAUCGAUAUACCAAAACCAACAGUGCAUUUGUUCAUCUCUCAAUACUUUUUGACCUUCCAUACUCUGUCUUUGGCUUUCAACCUCAAGCCUUUUGAAGACAUAAAUCUUAAAACAAUUCAGUCCAGUUUUCAAUUUUUAGUUCACAAAUAUAUAAAAAAUAUAAUAUAGUUGCAUUUUUGAAAAGGCUUAGUAAUUUCUUAAAGCAUCUGGGCACUGUAGUUUUUAGCAAACAUUACAUUAAACAGAAGGAAAUGGUGCAUUUGCUGGGGACUAUUUUCAGCUGCCGGUUAAUACUGAGCAUUUCUGGCAGCAGGAUGAUGCAUGUGGGAUUGACAAAAAAGAAACGUUUGUUCAUGGUAAUGAAGGAACAUGUCACCCAGUGCAACGGUGUGGUUCAUUAAUGUGUUUUUAAUAGGCUAGUGUUUUAGCUAUGCUAGCAGCUUAGUUUGAUUCUCCCAUUUUAGCAAAUACUUAAAAGUUUUCUGAACUACUCAAUCCAUGAUUUUCAGUUUGUUGUUCAGUGUAAACGACAAAGAAUCAACAAUAAAUCGUGAUAUUUAUUUAAGGUGAUAUUGCCCGGCACUGCUAAUUAGCAAACGUUAGCAUGCUAACAUUUCAAAGUAAGAUCAUGAACAUUAACCUGAUAAACAUGAGUACAUUGGCAUUGUCAUUGUGAGCACGUUAACAUGCUAAUGUUAGCAUUUAUCUCGAGCACUUCUGUACAGAACUUGGUAAAAGGUCUAUGUCAUGGAGGAAUAAUCAGGCUUUGGCUACACUGUGAUUGCUUGUUAGUGGUAUCAAUGCUUCAUUGUGUAUAUUUGGUAUUUUCAUGGGAUUUAUGAACAAUAAGAAAAACAUAGUAUAUAUGUCUGGCAAUAUUCUAUUUGAUUUUUGAACAAACUGCCAUUUAGAUAACAUAAAAGGAUGAAUCAAAAUUUACAAUUUACCAAAUAUGGUUAAUUGUUAUCAAAUGGUGAGAAAAGUCCAUAACUGAUGUUCAUAACAAAGUACAUUACAAAGUAGAUCAAUGCAAACCUAUGGCAGCAUUUGGUCAUUUGGCUGUUAGGUUCUUUUAUAGGCCUUGUUGUUAAACUGUGAAAACUCCUGAGGAUGCUAUGGCCUUUGUGCACUGCAGUAGAUAAUGUAGUCAUUGUAGUCAGUCAUGAUCAGUUCUGCACAACACCUGCUUGGCAGAGUGCAGGUUUGAUUUGACAGACAGAUUUACUCAUGUUUCCACAUUUCAUCUUUUGUUUUUACAGAGAAAAAUCUUUUUUUAACUGUGUAUUAAAAACACAUUGACAUCAUCAACA
This is a messenger RNA of Micropterus dolomieu (smallmouth bass), 3610 nucleotides long. Its product is annotated as sodium-dependent phosphate transport protein 2B-like. Gene Ontology annotation, biological process: intracellular phosphate ion homeostasis; sodium-dependent phosphate transport. The transcript is spliced from 13 exons. The coding region runs from base 1 to 1956 and encodes 651 amino acids. Gene Ontology annotation, cellular component: brush border; vesicle; apical plasma membrane. NCBI's taxonomy places the organism in Eukaryota, Metazoa, Chordata, Actinopteri, Centrarchiformes, Centrarchidae. The record is from RefSeq and is a predicted model, not a curated record. Gene Ontology annotation, molecular function: sodium:phosphate symporter activity.